GUGUGCGUUUGGAACGCUGGCAAUGUAUCAGUGCAGGGGCAUUAUUUCCUGAUUCCUUUUGGAAGGGUUGUACAUGGCAACAGCUGUUGGGCUGGACCUGUGUAUUGCAGCCAGCUUCUGCCUGCAGCGGGCAGACGCAGUGUAAUUUAUAAUUUUUGUUUCUCUUUACCUCCCCAACCCCCACUAUUCUUGAGAGAGAGAGUGUGUGCAAUACUAUCCAUAAACUCGAGGUUUGUAUUGUACGUGUGUCCAAGGCUGAAUGAAAACACCAUACUUCAAUCCCGGUAGCUGUGUGUGUGUAUUUUUUUCGUCCCCGCCCCCUUUAUUUUUCUUCAAAGACGCGCAUUAACGCCGCAAGAUUGUUAGAGAGGUUUGCACGGCCAUUGUGAGGUGGUUGGGGGAAAGAGAAUUCAAUUUUUGUUCAAAUUGCAGGAAUUAAGCCCACUGCCAAAGUUACAGCAUGAGUUCUUUAACCCGCCGUUAAAGGAACACGCUCUGCCAUAUUGAAUUCUCUUCUUAAAUACAUAUAUUUUUAAAAGAAAGAGUUUCUUUUUUUUGUUGUGGAAGUGGGAGUACAACCGCUGGUCUCGAACCGACGCAGAGUUGAGAGACCCGUGCUCUGAAGGGGGAGGGGAUUUGAAGAAAGCAAAGGAAAAAAGGGGUAACAAAAGAAUGAACGGUUUUAGUACCGAAGAAGACAGCCGGGAUGGCGGCGCCGGGGCUCCAGGCUUUGGCCACAUUUGCUGUCUGGUUGACGAUGGAGAGAGGUGUAACCGCCCUGCCGGCAACGCGAGCUUCAGCAAGAGGAUUCAGAAAAGUAUUUCGCAGAAGAAACUCAAACUGGAAACCGACAAGAACGUCCGACAUUUGUACAUAUGUGACUUCCACAAAAGUUUCAUACAAAGUGUGCGAAAUAAGAGAAAGAGAAAGGGUAGUGAUGAUGAUGGGGGCGAUUCACCAGACCAUGAUGCUGAAUCCCCAGAGGUCGAUUUGUUUCAAUUGCAAGUAAAUACACUGAGGCGUUAUAAGAGACACUUCAAACUACAGACCAGACCUGGCCUAAAUAAAGCUCAACUAGCUGAGACAAUCAGUCGUCAUUUUAGAACCAUUCCAGUCAAUGAGAAGGAAACUCUAGCCUAUUUUAUCUACAUGGUGAAGAAUGACAAAAUCAGGCAUGAUCAAAAACCAGACAGCAGCAUUCACUGAAACAGACAUUAUCUGUGCUUUUAUUGAUCACAUGAUCGCACAGUGACAAGAGUUCCACUUCUAAAGUCAGUUGUAUUUAAGUAUUUUAUUGUUUGAAAGCAUCUGCUAAAAUUAGCAUGUUUUACAUAAAAUUCAUUUUGCAAUUAUGAUUUCCAGUCUCAGAAUUUUAAUGUCUAGAGUAUGCUAUAGUUAAAUAAGAGCUACAGGAAAGCAAAAUUCCCUUUUGUGUAUUUUAUUCUUGUAUGAGGUCUGGCUCUGAAAGAAUUUGAUUCUUUAAAACAGGGCUUUUAUGUUUCUAAGAGCUGGGAAUUGCUCUAAAUGUUCUUGUUCCUUCCUACUGGAAGCCACGUGGCUACGAUCUGAUGCGCCUCUGUAUGCAGAAGAUGGACAAUGUUGCAGAGUUGUGGCAGGUCAUCUACGUGGUAGGAUCUCUGCAUAACUUGUUCUAUUUUUGUUAACUUGGCCUUUAAUGGGACCUUGCAGCAAGAAAAUCCAGCUGUGGAAAAUGAAGGCACACCAUCAAAUUUUGUAGUGCUUAUUAAUCCAUUUUUUUUAUGCUGUUAAACAUUUAUCAUUGUGGGAGGUGAAACACUGUCCUGUCUGCAAUAUGGUGAUCGAUUGUAAAGUUUGAACUUUUGUGUGCACCGGGAUUCUCUUAAGAUUGAUUACAGUGUUAAUAUUUUUCCUGUGCAUAUAAAUAUACAACGUACUGUACAAUGACACUCAAUUUUUGUAAUGUUUACACUUGUCAUCUUCAUAGGGUGUGGUUGCAGAGGUAUAGGUUUGUUACUACUGUACCUUUAAGACAUUGUCAAUUUUGCAUUAAACAAAUGUGCAC
Messenger RNA from Pristis pectinata (smalltooth sawfish), 2044 nucleotides. It is a transcript of the gene sap30l, whose product is annotated as sap30-like. Bases 673 to 1206 code for a protein of 177 amino acids. The record is from RefSeq and is a predicted model, not a curated record. Gene Ontology annotation, biological process: regulation of DNA-templated transcription. Gene Ontology annotation, molecular function: transcription coregulator activity; protein binding. Gene Ontology annotation, cellular component: histone deacetylase complex. The transcript is spliced from 4 exons. NCBI's taxonomy places the organism in Eukaryota, Metazoa, Chordata, Chondrichthyes, Rhinopristiformes, Pristidae.